Cygnus olor (mute swan) is the source of this 3419-nucleotide messenger RNA. RefSeq names its product DNA replication fork stabilization factor DONSON (gene DONSON). Gene Ontology annotation, biological process: nuclear DNA replication. Gene Ontology annotation, cellular component: nucleus. The record is from RefSeq and is a predicted model, not a curated record. Lineage: Eukaryota; Metazoa; Chordata; Aves; Anseriformes; Anatidae.
CCUGCUGAUUUUCUUCAUUUUAGCAACCAGAGACUGUAAACCUGACUUACUAGCUUAUGGACUGUAGGUACUACUAUUGUGUGAUUCAGCUGUUUGAGGCACUUUAUGUGGCUUGUUAUAACAUUGAUAUCUUUCCAGUAAGAUUUUUGUGUUCUGUGCACUUUCACUUCUUUUUAACCUCAGUCCUAUGCAUAGCACAGCUCAAAUCUGUUUAUCCAGCAUCCUCUAUUACCAUGCAUUUUCUGCAGAUCAGUAGUAGGGAGGGAGCUGCUGUUUUCUUCAAGGCAUGUGGUUUCCUACUUGCUCUUAGUUGAUAGCAUUUUUUUUUCAAGUGGACACCAGCACUUUGAACCAGUGUAAGAAGUUAGAAUAUCUGAGUGAAAAUGGAUCGUCUAGAACCAUGAAUACUGCAUCUUCUGUCAGUCACUGGACUCAUAGGUUAUUAAUAAAACGACGCAAGGGAAUUCUAUAAAAACAUUAAUAAAUCUUAUUUUAACUACUGAUGUGAUGUAACACAGCCUUGAAAAUAAGUAGUGCUUUUACGCAUGUGUGCACACGUCUAAGUAUGCAAGUCCUCUGGAAUUUGAAGUUUCUGAAGCUUUCUCCCCAGCUGCUAAUUUUUUCCUAAUGUUCAUUUUAGUUUAAAUGCUUGUAAAAUGAAGUAUAUCAGAGGACACCAAAUAAGAGAAAAGAAAUAAGGCUUAAUAAAACAGGAACAACCAGUGACAAAACUGCAGAAGAAAGCUUGUUUUUUUUAAUAGCAUAGCUCUUGUUUUACUAGAACUUCUGUUAAUAAGUAUGUUGUUCCUAACUAUAAAUAAAAAUGCUUUUUGAGUCCCAUAUACAGUAGAUCAAGGCUAGCUAUUGCUGCGGUUGUCUUAAUCUUUCAUCCAGAUCAGGUUAUGAAGUAAAUAUAUCUGUGCUUUGGUAGUUUUUGUGGUGGUGGGUGCCUUUCAGCCCCUCUCUGAAGCAGAAAACUCCAGGGGUGGGCCCUAGCUAGUGCUGAUGGGCAAACCCAGCUCUCUGCCCCAAACAGGCACAGUGUCUGCACCUACUCCCCCAUCUUACCCAAUGGUGAUCAUGUCCCAGUAUUUGCACGGGUGAUGUGUUUUUGUUUUGUUUUGUUUUGUUUUGUUUUGUUUUGUUUUCCCCAGGUGGGUAACAUCUCUCUGACUGCUGUCAUGUAGCAAUUUCCUUGAUGCCUGACAGGAGACAGCCCUUCAGGCUGUGUAACCCGCUCGCUUCUUGGAAUAAAUAUUUAUUUGUUUGUUUGUUUAUUUAUUUAUUUAUUAACAGUUAAACUGUUCUUUUUCCCAGCGAGUGGGCAACAACCCUCGUCCCGGUGGCCGGCGAGGUUGGCUCAACCCGCGCAACCCCCUCAGCGCCCCCGAGGGGCCGGACAAAAUGGCGGUCGCCGCCUUUCCCUCAGCGCCGCCCCGGGGCGGAGCUCGCCCCUCUGCGCGCCAAGCCGCGACAGCGGCUCCCGCCGGGCUAUGGCCGACUCCGCCGUGCCCGGCUACUCGCCGGGCUUCAAGAAGCCGCCGGCUACGCUGCGGCUGAAGCGCAAACGGCCGCGGAGGAGCGAGCCCCCCGCCGACCCCCAGCCCUGCGGCGCGGCUCCGCGGGUCCCCUCGGCGCCCGCCCGCCGCAACCCCUUCUCCAGCCUCGACAACGCGCCGCGGGGCCGGCAGCCGCAGAGGGAGCCGUGGCCGGCGGGAGGGCCGCCCUCGGCAGCGCCCUUCUGGCAGUUCUUGGAGUCUGUUCACGAAGAUAAGCCCACCAGGAACGCGGAGCGCUCUGAAGGAACCAACAGCCUCACGUUAGCCAAUGACCUUCAUUUACCUUCUCUUACACCCGAUGUUCCCACCUCACCAAGGCAUGAAUUUCCUGCAGACUGGAGUAUUAAAACACGACUUCUCUUUAUGUCUUCUCAACUUACCUGGGCAGAGCAUUUAAAAGCGCAAGAGGAAGCUCAAGGAUUUGCUCAACAUUGUAGAGCAGCAGAAACAAACUUGCCACAGAGCGUACAGGAACCAAAACUGUCAACAGAACUGCGUUGUGCCUUUCAGCAAAGUCUCGUUUACUGGCUUCACCCAUCGCUGCCCUGGCUGCAGCUGUUCCCUCGUAUUGGAGCAGACAGGAAAAUAGCUGGAAAGGCCUGUCCGUGGUCACAGGAUGAUGCCUUGCAGCAAGCGCUAAUGAGCGAAUGGUCUGUCAGCUUUACCUCUCUGUACAACCUGCUCAAAGCCAAGCUAUGUCCCUACUUCUAUGUAUGCACCUACCAGUUCACCGUCCUGUUCCGUGCAGCUGGUCUUGCAGGAAGUGAUGUUAUCACAGCCAUGAUUUCUCCCACAACCAGAGGUUUAAGGGAAGCCAUGAGAAAUGAAGGCAUAGAGUUUUCCUUACCUUUGGUAGAAGAAAGUAACCAGAAACAGAAAAACUCUGAAGUGAAUUUGGAAGCAGAAGCUGCUAAAAGCCCUGAAGUGAGCAAAAGCCCUGAGGACGGAGAGGAACCUGCUACAAGUGAUGAUGAUGAUGAUGAAAGUUUCUCUUGGCUUGAGGAGAUGGGAGUCCAAGAUAAGGUUAAAAAACCAGAUGCUAUCUCUAUUAAACUUCAGAAGGAGAAGCAUGAAGUGCAGAUGGAUCACAAACCUGAAUCCCUCGCAUUGGUGAAAGGAACAAACACGUUCACUUUACUGAACUUCCUGAUAAACUGCAAGAGUCUAGUGGCUAUUGCAGGUCCACAGGCAGGGCUUCCACCAACUUUGUUGUCCCCCAUUGCUUUCCGAGGUGGAACAAUGCAAACACUCAAAGCUCGAAGCAUAAAUGCAAAAGCCAGGGUUCACCUGGCAUAUGAAGAUGUCUUCAGUUUGGAGAUUAUCGGCCCUGUCAUGCCCCACUCCCUCCAUUCAUUGACCAUGCUGCUGAAAGCCGCGCAGAGGGGAGCAUUCUCUGCAGUACUCUACAGCCAUGAGCCAACAGCUGUGUUUAACACUAGUCUUGAUAAUGCAAGCACUGCCUUAAAUAAGGAAACCGUAUGCAAAGACCUUCCUAAGUGUGGACUGCAUUCUAAAACUUUGGAUCAGCUGAGUCAACUGCCAACGCUGGGAAAAUCUUCCAUCCGAUUUCUAGAACUGAAGGAUUACGCAUACAGCUGGAAGUCCUAGGUAUACGUUACUGCAGGUUCAUGGAUCAGAAAGCUCUCUAGGGUGCAGCUGCUGUAUUUCGUUCAGGUCUACACAGGCAGCACCUAUGCGGUACUAGAGGGACAUAACCUAGGUGAACAUCACAGACAAUAUUGCACAUCACCCAUCAUAAAACGCUUGGAAGGACUUUCAAAGGAAAUUAAGGAAAAGGCUUUGGACAUCUCCUUCUGUAUUUUAGAAAGCUUUUUUUAAAAUAAAAUUUUAUAAAACAGU